Entrophospora sp. SA101 is the source of this 705-nucleotide messenger RNA. The record is from the annotation of a GenBank genome assembly. Lineage: Eukaryota; Fungi; Glomeromycota; Glomeromycetes; Entrophosporales; Entrophosporaceae.
AUGAGAAUUCGAAAUUACUACACAAGUUUGCAUGAGUUCGUGACUUCUGUUCUUGAUCAAAUUAAACAAUACACUAAAGUUGUUGCUGACACUGGUUAUUUUGAAUCCACACAAAAACCUAAUUAUGCUCAUCAUUUCACAAUAUAUUCCACAUAUCUAUUAUAUAGAUCAAUUGAUAAAAAAGUUGAAUUAGCAACUGAUAAAUUGUUGAUUAAUUUUGAUAAUGAAAUUCUUAAAAUUAUUCCUGGGCGAGUUUCAACUGAAGUAGAUGCAAUUUUAUCAUUUGACACUGAAGGGACUAUUGCUAAAGCUAACUGUUUGAUUGGACUUUAUGAGGAAGCUGGUAUUGUCGCAUGUGCUGAGGCAGGCGUAACUUUGGUUUCACCAUUUGUUGAUCGUAUUCUUGAUUGGUAUAAGAAAAAUACAGGACAAGAUUUCUCAGCCAAAGAAGAUCCAGGGGAAGGCGAAGAAUUAGCUGGUUGUGAUCUUUUGAUUAUUAGUCCAAAAUUGUUAGAACAAUUACAUUCUGAUACUAAAAAAACCAUUAAACGUAACCUAAGUCCUGAAAAUGAAAAAGUUACCUUUGAUGAAAAAGGUUUCAGAUGGGCACUUAAUGAAGAUGCUAUGGCUACAGAAAAACUUGCUGAAGGUAUUCGAGAUUUUGCAAAAUUAAAGACUCACUUGAGAGAGCUUUUAUCUGCUUGA